Molecule: messenger RNA, 1534 nt
Organism: Falco peregrinus (peregrine falcon)
Lineage: Eukaryota; Metazoa; Chordata; Aves; Falconiformes; Falconidae
Gene: MTFMT
Product: mitochondrial methionyl-tRNA formyltransferase
Exons: 9
Coding region: 27-1151 (374 amino acids)
Biological process (GO): conversion of methionyl-tRNA to N-formyl-methionyl-tRNA; biosynthetic process
Cellular component (GO): mitochondrion
Molecular function (GO): methionyl-tRNA formyltransferase activity
Source: RefSeq, a predicted model, not a curated record
CAUCGCCCGGCGCCGGAAGUGCCGCUAUGCGGGGCCGGCUGCUGCGCGCCUGGCGUCAGGGGCUGAAGGCGGUGCGCGGGGCGGCGGGGCAGGCGGCCGCACCGCCAUGGCGGGUGCUCUUCUUCGGUACCGACCGCUUCGCCGUCACCACCCUGCGAGCCCUGGAGGCGGCCAGGGAGCCCAGCAAGGACUCACUCGUCUCCAGGCUGGAGGUGGUGACCCUACCCUCCCACUUGCCUGGGGACCUGCCUGUGAGGAACUGUGCCCGGGAGCUCCAGCUGCCUGUUCAUGAAUGGCCACACACAGGACCUGUGGGGCAGUUUGAUGUAGGUGUGGUAGCAUCAUUUGGACGUCUCCUAAGUGAGGACCUUAUUCUGCAGUUCCCGUAUGGCGUGCUGAAUGUCCAUCCCAGCUGUCUGCCACGAUGGCGUGGUCCUGCACCAAUAGUCCACACAGUGCUUCAUGGUGAUAAAGUGGCUGGGGUGACAAUUAUGGAAAUAAGACCAAAGAGGUUUGAUAUAGGUCCAAUUAUUAAGCAAGAAGAGUUUGCGGUUCCUCCCCGCUGUACUGCAAAGGAGCUAGAAGUGAUGUUAUCAAAGAUGGGUGCAAAUAUGCUGUUAGCAGUUUUGAAAAACUUGCCUGAAAGUUUAAAAAAUAAAAAAGAGCAACCGAAAGAAGGAGUAACAUUUGCUCCUAAAAUAUCUAUAGCUAAGAGUUGUAUAAAUUGGGAAGAGCAAACAGCUGCACAGAUAAUUCAACUGCAUCGUGCAAUAGGAAGUAUGUUUCCUUUGCAGACACUCUGGAAGGGUACUACUGUUAAACUUCUGGAUUUUGAGGAAGUGGAUAAUAUUCCUGGGUUUUCUGAUCAAAUGUUAAAUGAUCACGGAGCUGUUGUUCCUGGUUCAUUACUAUACCAUAAAGAGUCCCAAACGCUGAUAGCUCGUUGCAAGGAAGGCUGGGUUGGAUUCAAAAGAGUCAUAUUAAGGAAGCAGCUUACAGCACUUGACUUCUACAAUGGAUAUUUGCACUCGUGGUUCCAGCGGCAGUCAAGAACAAUUCAUCAGGAAUGCAGAUUUCAAACACUCAAACUUAGCACAGCAAAAAAGACUCUGAAAAAAAGGAAAAUAUUUGCACAGGAUAUAAAACAAUAGUUGUAUUAUAAAAUGUGGAAGAUGUCUGUAAGUUAAUAGUAAUAUAAAAUAUUUCAGUGCCCACCUGAAUGUUACAGUGUUACGACAUUCAACCGAGUUAAGGGGUUUCCUCCCAAAGUGUUUGAUGUUGCUGUCAUCUGCGUGUUUUCAUCAUGGGUUCCUGAUGAUACUCAUUUCUUUUUCCCCAUCAAGGAAGAGAAUCUCUGAACACUGAAGACGGUUAAUAAAUCCUUGUUUCUACUGUUGAGUAUAUAAAAAUAUAAAUGUUUUUUGUACAAUGCUUUCAAUUUCUUUUUGAGGACUUCUGGUAUAAUUUUCUUCAAGCAUAAGUUGUACACGGUUACUUUAAUCUGGAAAUAUUAAAAUCCUAUGCUUCUCCGUAA